Messenger RNA from Dermacentor silvarum, 1791 nucleotides. It is a transcript of the gene Ssu72, whose product is annotated as RNA polymerase II subunit A C-terminal domain phosphatase SSU72-like. The coding region runs from base 308 to 889 and encodes 193 amino acids. The record is from RefSeq and is a predicted model, not a curated record. Gene Ontology annotation, molecular function: RNA polymerase II CTD heptapeptide repeat phosphatase activity. The transcript is spliced from 5 exons. NCBI's taxonomy places the organism in Eukaryota, Metazoa, Arthropoda, Arachnida, Ixodida, Ixodidae. Gene Ontology annotation, biological process: termination of RNA polymerase II transcription. Gene Ontology annotation, cellular component: mRNA cleavage and polyadenylation specificity factor complex; nucleus.
CACUGGCUGCAUGGUGUUGCGUUUUCUUUCAUACUCAUAACCGGUCGGUCGCUGUGUGCCUUGUUGGGCUGUCAUGUGUGCGCACCUUUUCCUUGUAGCCACUUGGACCAGAUGACAGUAAUUCUAGUCGGGAACCUUUCUAGUCUUCACUGACCGUUCAUUUUCUUAACGUCGUGUGAUUGCGCCUCGCUGCAGAGCGGGCAUGGUCAUUGCUGCUUAUCGCUGCCAGUCUCUCGUAGAACGAAAGCCGUUCGUCUCUGUCGUCGUGGUCGAUUGAGAAUCGGGACAGUCGGUCACAACCGCGAACAUGCCCGGAUCACUUCGGUUGGCCGUUGUGUGCUCCAGCAACCAAAACCGAAGCAUGGAAGCUCACGCAUUCUUGAGCAAGAAGGGCUUCAAAGUGCGAUCGUUUGGGUCUGGUGCCCAAGUAAAGCUGCCUGGUUCGGCACCGGACAAGCCCAAUGUGUACGACUUUGGCGUCACCUACGAACAGAUGUACCAGGACCUAAUGGAAAAGGACAAGGCCCUGUACACGCAGAAUGGCAUCUUGCACAUGCUGGAUCGGAACCGGCGGAUCAAGCCCACCCCGGAACGCUUUCAGAGCUGCUACGACAAGUUUGAUGUCAUCUUCACCGUCGAGGAGCGUGUCUACGACCAGGUUGUCGAGGAGCUGUCCAACCGGCUACCUUGUGACAACUCUCCAGUGCACAUUAUCAACCUCGACAUCCAGGAUAACCACGAGGAAGCCACCAUCGGUGCAUUCCUCAUCUGUGAGAUGGCUCAGACGAUGAGCGAUUCGGAGGACCUGGACAAUGACAUUGACGAGCUGAUCCAGGAGUUUGAGGCCAAGGCGCAGAGACCCAUCCUGCACACUGUCCAGUUCUACUGAGCCAGCCCUGCACAAGACUCGCUCUCAACAACGAUCCUGACAUUGCAUGCUGCCUGGUGGGCCAGCUUGCAGCAAGGGUUGUGGACUGCAAAAGCAGGAGGUGUCAGUGAAAGGAACAAAGCGGCUUAGACUGUACAGUUCAACUGGUAGCGUGUUGUGUCAUCCUGUGAUGAGUGUGUCCGAGGAGGAGUGCGCAUCACACGCACUUUAAAGCAACCCACAACUGACUGCUCGAACUUUGUUAUGUUAUUGGAAACCUUAUCAUCUAUAUUUGUGUGCAGUGGAUCCAGAUACACACUGUCUAAUCUGGUUUAAAGAAAAAAUAAUUUGCCCUUUCUGGUCGAUUUUUUUUUUUUAAUGCUGGGCUACAGCAAAUCCUGUUGAAACCUAAAUCCUGUUGCGUGCUGCUGCAUACAGUAAUCCCGAGUUCUUGCAGAGCUCUUGGUCAGCAGGGUUAGUCAUGACAGCAGGGCAUUUCACUGAUGCAGAAACGGAGCACUACAUCUCAUCUGAAGAUAUGUAGGGAACAUGUGUGUUAGUACUUGAAGAAAGGUUAGGAGAUACAAGGUGUCGCCCAUCAGGAAAGCAGAUCUGUGUUGCUUGCACUAGAGUACCCACAGCUGGAUUCCAAGAACUUGUGCUUUUUCGGAGUGAACAAAGUCAUGCGGGUCAAAGUUGGUUGAUGUGUUUUUUCUGCCCUUUGCUUUCUUUCCCACUUCCAGGAAACUAGGUGUCUAGACAUGUUGGUCGUAUUCCAAUUCCCUUCGGUUGACAUUUAGCAUGUGAAGCAAAGAGCCCGAUAAGUCACAGCGACAUAUGUUUGUAAUUCUCAACUGUAAUGAAACCUGUUAAUAAAAGGUCGCCGGCUACAUUGGGUGCCUGAGACACCUACUCUAUGAUAA